Molecule: messenger RNA, 1146 nt
Organism: Morchella sextelata
Lineage: Eukaryota; Fungi; Ascomycota; Pezizomycetes; Pezizales; Morchellaceae
Exons: 5
Coding region: 1-1146 (381 amino acids)
Biological process (GO): response to oxidative stress
Cellular component (GO): cytoplasm
Source: RefSeq, a predicted model, not a curated record
AUGUUUUCGUGGGUUAAAAGUACUGCACAAGCAUCCAUUUCUGCAGCCCUCGGUACCGCUGAGCCAAUCUAUGGUCCAUCUGCCAUCCAAUCUGUUGCUCUUCAGGAAUCAGAAAACCCCACUUACGAGGUCACUCGAGAUGAUCUGAGAUGGCAUGGUCUCGACACAACAAGCGCCGAGACACAGACCUUCUACCUGGAAGCUGACAGUGGGCACAUGGGGCUUGUACAGAUCAUCUACUCUAACGUUGCAAACCUCCAUGUAACUGCUCAGGUGUCCACCAAAAUCUUCCAUCCAGAUGGGCGUAUAACUUGGUCUAGCAAGCCUCUCAUAAGCACCGACUACUUUGAUGAUACAAAGCACUCCUUCUAUGCCGACAACAUUGCUGUCAUACUGAGCGAGGACGGAAAGUCUUACACCAUCAAGAGCGCCGUCGACCCGACCAUUUUCAUCGAUCUCGUGGUAACUCAAACUACACCCGGGUUCAAGAUUGGAAAGGAUGGGCGCACAAAUUUCGGAACAGACCCAGCAAAUCCGUGGGGAGCCAUUAGACAUGUGUUCUGGCCCAGAAACACGUUGGAAGGGUUUAUCAAGGUCGGAGAUGAGAAGAUUAAUUUCAAAGGGAAAGCAAUGUAUGUUAUGGCGUUGCAAGGGAUGAAGCCACAUCACGCUGCUGCCAAGUGGAACUUUGUCAACUUCCAGGGCCCCACCUAUUCUGCUAUCAUGAUGGAGUUUACCACCCCCGCCUCCUACGGCUCAACAACCGUAAACAUCAUUGGUCUCUCCAAGGAUGGUGAGCUUGUAGCUGCCGGAACAAAGGGUGAAUGUGAACACGUAGCUUCGCAGCUAGAUGACGUAGAAUUGCCCGAACCUACAGCUGUAAAGUUUGUAUGGGACGCCACAACAAAGGAUGGGAAGGCAGUUGAGGCUGUACUUGAGGCAGAGUUGGGGAAGAAGAUUGAUCGUGUGGAUAUUAUGGCGGAGGUACCAGCCAUAAUCAAGAAAAUCGCUGGAAAUGUAGCAGGGACAAAGCCGUACAUGUACCAGUACCACAAGAAAACGACCAUGAAAAUCAAGAUUGGCGAUGAGGUCAUUGAAGAGGAAGGAAAGCUCUUCUACGAAGCAACCUUCAUCUCCGAACUGUAG